This is a messenger RNA of Cygnus olor (mute swan), 780 nucleotides long. Its product is annotated as olfactory receptor 14C36-like. The record is from RefSeq and is a predicted model, not a curated record. Gene Ontology annotation, cellular component: membrane. The coding region runs from base 1 to 780 and encodes 259 amino acids. The transcript is spliced from 2 exons. Gene Ontology annotation, molecular function: olfactory receptor activity. Lineage: Eukaryota; Metazoa; Chordata; Aves; Anseriformes; Anatidae. Gene Ontology annotation, biological process: G protein-coupled receptor signaling pathway.
AUGGCCUACGACCGCUACGUUGCCAUCUGCAAGCCCCUGCACUACGGGAGCCUCGUGGGCACCAGAGCUUGUGCCCAGAUGGCGGCAGCUGCUUGGGGCACUGGAUUUCUCAACGCUAUCCUGCACACAGCCAAUACAUUUUCCCUGCCCCUCUGCCAAGGCAAUGCUGUGGACCAGUUCUUCUGUGAGAUUCCUCAGAUCCUCAAGCUCUCCUGCUCAGAUGCCUACCUCAAGGAAGUUUUGGCUCUUGUGUUUAGUGUUUCUUUAGGCUUUGGUUGUUUUGUUUUCAUUGUCUUGUCCUAUGUGCAGAUCUUUAGGGUGGUGCUGAGGAUGCCCUCUGAGCAGGGCCGGCACAAAGCCUUUUCCACGUGCCUCCCUCACCUUGCCGUGGUCUCCCUGAUGGUCAGCACUGGCAUGUUUGCCUACCUGAAGCCCCCCUCGAUCUCCUCCCCAUCCCUGGACCUGGUGGUGGCAGUUCUGUACUCAGUGGUACCUCCAGUAGUGAACCCUCUCAUCUACAGCAUGAGGAACCAGGAGCUCAAGGAUGCAGUGAGAAAACUGUUUCUUUGGACAGGGACCAUUUCCAAAGUGGGGCAAGCUGAUGGGUUCUGGCUCAGCUGUUUGAAGCAUGCUACACUUGAGUUUUUCAGCCUGAGUUUGCAAGAGAUGACCCACGAAGAUAAAUGGAUGUUCAAGUGUCUAGUAGGAAUGAGGGAAAGUGUCAUGGGUUUCCAAUGGCCAUUUCAAAUCUACGUCAAUCCCAAGAACCCACUGAACUAG